AAUGAUGAUCAAUCGAUGAAAACUGGAUUUUUAUCCCGAAAACAUCAAUUUUUAAUCUCGGUUUUGUUUUUCUCGUUGUUGACUAACUAUAGUGGUGACUUGCCGCCGUCGUCAAACAAGUUAAAAUUUUACUCUCACUUGGAAUUUUUUUUUUCGUUAAAUACAAAAAAUCGAAUGCUCUCUUGAUGGGACCUUUUUUCUCUUUUUCUCUCUCUCUCUCUUUCUAUGGCUAUUUAUUACACUGUUUGACCAGAAAUUUUUUUUGACAUGAAAAAUCCCAAUUUAUCUAUCUAUCCAUUUAUCUAUAUCUAAAUCGUAUUGAUUGAAUCAAUAAUGGAAAAACGAUUGAUCAAAGCCACAUGCAAUCAUCGUCGUAUAUCGUGUCUGGUUUGUCUUCAACACCACCACCAACAACAACAACAACCCGAAGAUUUUCAUCUUCAUUGUUUUUGAUUUUAGCAUAAAUGCUCAAUGCUCAAUGUUCAUCAUCAUCAUCAUCAUGCUAAUACCAUCAUCAACGUCAUUAAAUCGACGGCCAAUAUCCGUUUGUCUAUUGAUCAUUGCCAUUUGUUGUUGUCAUUGUCAAAUAUCGGCUCAACUUUUUCUUCCAAAACGGCCAUGGCUAUUACCAAAUCGUAUUAAUACGACAGCCAUUAGUAAUGUUAUUGCUAAUAUAUCGAAUGUAACAUCAUCAUCAUCAUCAUCUUUGCCUGGUGCUGGUACAUCAUCUAAUCAUUGUUUAACACCUUAUGGUACUCCGGGUGAAUGUACAGAUAUUAGAAAAUGUUUCUAUCUAAUACUUGAUCUCACUAUUUUACGACAAUCGGUCUGUUUUCGUAAUUUAAUUAUUCCUGGUGUUUGUUGUCCAUUAGAAGGUGUUGAUGGUAUACGGCCAUUUAGACCAGUUAAUUCAACAAAACCAUCAUCAUCAUCAUCAAUAGUCCGUCCACCAGAUACCAGCACCGUUGAACCAAUAUUUAUACCAUCAUCGACUACAACUACCUCUACUGCUACUUCCGUAACAUUAACCACAACGGCUAUGACUACGACAUCAACAACAACAACAUCGAAACCAUUUCAACAGAAUCGUCCAUUAUGGAAUUCAAAAACGACGACAACGACGACAACAAAAGCACCAUCAACACAUCAGACAACAUCUACGACAACAGAACUAUCAAUGACGACAAGACUACCUUCACUAUAUCCUCCAUUAUCAAAUGAUUCAUCGUCAUUAUUUCCAGAUGAUAUAUGUGGAUUAGCUGGACGUGAUGCAAGAAUUGUUGGCGGUGAAGAUUCAUUAUCAGGGCAAUGGCCUUGGGCUGUGGCGAUAUUUUUAUCUUCAAAAGGAAUUAGUAAAUAUUGGUGUGGAGGAGCACUUAUCAAUCGAAAUCAUAUUAUAACAGCAGCACAUUGCCUUUCCGAUCAACGUGGUCAACUAUAUCCACGUGAAAAUCUUCUUGUCAAAUUGGGCAUGCAUGAUCUAAAUAAUAAUGAUUAUGAAAUGGAUAGACAAACAUUUAAUGUUGUAUCCAUUUUACAACAUCCAGAAUUCAAACGAAAUGGUUUCUACAAUGAUCUCUGUCUAUUACGAUUAGAUCAUGAUGUACGUCUUGUGCCGGAAUCUGUUUGGCCUAUUUGUUUACCAGAUACAACUAUUCGUUCACGUAAUCUUGUUGGCUAUAUGGCCACUGUAAUUGGUUGGGGUACAACCAAAUAUGGUGGCCAACAAAGUGGUCUAUUACAACAGGUAUCAUUACCUGUUUGGGAUAACCAUGACUGUGAUAAACGUUAUUUUCAACCAAUCAAUAAAAAUUUUCUUUGUGCUGGUUUUGUUGAAGGUGGUAAAGAUGCUUGUCAGGGAGAUUCAGGAAGCCCUUUAAUGUUACCAGAUAAUAAUCGACGAUGGACAAUCAUAGGUAUUGUUUCAUUUGGUAAUCGUUGUGCACAGGCUGGCUAUCCAGGUGUCUAUACAAGAGUUACCGAAUACAUUGAUUGGAUUCGAUCAAAUGUGUGAUUUUUAAAUUUUGAAUGAAAUUUUUUUUUCAUUUUUUUUAUUUCUGGUUCUUUAUUGGUUUUUUCAAAUGCGGUUGGGUGGUAUAUGGUAUAUAUUAUAUAUUUAUUAUUGACAAAAACAUACAUACACAAACAC
Molecule: messenger RNA, 2149 nt
Organism: Dermatophagoides farinae (American house dust mite)
Lineage: Eukaryota; Metazoa; Arthropoda; Arachnida; Sarcoptiformes; Pyroglyphidae
Source: RefSeq, a predicted model, not a curated record